Molecule: messenger RNA, 2579 nt
Organism: Exserohilum turcica Et28A
Lineage: Eukaryota; Fungi; Ascomycota; Dothideomycetes; Pleosporales; Pleosporaceae
Product: glycoside hydrolase family 5 protein
Exons: 3
Coding region: 438-2294 (618 amino acids)
Biological process (GO): carbohydrate metabolic process; ergosteryl 3-beta-D-glucoside catabolic process
Molecular function (GO): steryl-beta-glucosidase activity
Source: RefSeq, a predicted model, not a curated record
CCGCGACCCCCAGAACCGCGAAGUCACGCUGCACGGCAUCAACUGUGCCGCUGAUGCCAAGUGUCCCGCCACUCCCUACCAACCUUCGCAUGUAGCCGAAAACUUCUUUGACGGCGACAACGUGUCCUUUGUAAACCGGCCCUUCUCCCUGCAGGAUGCGGCCACGCACUUCUCGCGGCUGCGGAGUUGGGGCUACAACACCAUACGCUACAUCUUCACAUGGGAGGCCAUAGAGCACGCGGGGCCAGGCCAAUACGACGAAGAGUGGAUAGACCACACCAUUGCCGUGCUGCGAAAGGCCAAAGAGUAUGGCUUCUAUAUCUUCAUGGAUCCCCACCAGGAUGUCGUAGGUCGCAUUCAUUCCAAUGCAUUCGCAGUCGCCCCCACCCUAAUGUGUGACGCAGUGGUCCCGAUUCUCUGGAGGCUCGGGCGCACCCAUGUGGACGCUGUACGCCUGUGGCCUGGAUCCCGAGAACUUCGCCGUGACGGAGGCGGCCGUGGUGCACAACACAUACCCUGACCCAGCCGCAUUUCCCAAGAUGAUCUGGACGACCAACUACAUGCGUCUGGUGUGCCAGGUCAUGUACACGCUCUUCUUUGGUGGCCGAGACUUUGCGCCCAAGGCCAUUAUUGACGGCAAGAAUAUCCAGGACUACCUGCAGGAGCACUUUAUAGGCGCAUGCGAGCAUCUUGCGGGGCGGAUCCAAGAGGCGGGCGACCUGUGGCACGACCCCAUUGUCGGGUGGGAGAGCAUGAACGAGCCCAACCGAGGCCUCAUCAGCUACCAGGACAUCACGCAGAUUCCGAGCGAGCAAAAGCUCCAGAAGGGCACAUCACCAACAGCCUGGCAGGCAAUACUUACCGGAUCAGGCAGAGCUUGCGAAAUCGCGACGUGGGAGUUUGGCGGCUUGGGUCCUUAUAAGAGCGGAUCCGUCCUGGUCGAUCCGCAGGGCACGUUGGCAUGGCUGUCGAAAGAUUACGACGACACCAAGUAUGGCUGGAAGCGCGACCCUGGGUGGCGGCUGGGUGAAUGCUUGUGGGCGCAGCACGGUGUAUGGGACCCCAAGACCGACACGGUGCUGAAAAAGGACUACUUUGGCAUUGACCCCAAGAACGGCGCCAAGAUCGACUAUGAGUACUUUACCAACCACUACUGGCUACCGCAUUAUCGCGCCUACAGCAGCAUGGUCAAGUCCAUCUUCCCAGACUCGCUCAUGUUCUUCCAGCCUCCCGUGCUGGAGAUACCUCCCAGCAUCAAGGGCACCGAGGACGACGACCCCAACAUGAUCUUUGCGCCUCAUUUCUACGACGGCAUUACGCUCAUUACGAAGAAAUGGAACCGGGUGUGGAACGUGGACGUUUUCGGCGUGCUGCGAGGAAAGUACCUGACGCCGGCAUUUGCCAUCAAGAUUGGAGAGACGGCGAUUCGAAACUGCUUCUCGCACCAGCUCAAGGCGAUCCGCGACGAGGGCACUCAGUACACGGGAGUGCACCCGUGCAUCUUCACCGAGAUUGGCAUCCCCUACGACAUGGAUGACAAGUAUGCGUACAAGACGGGCAACUACAGCAGUCAGAUAGCAGCGCUGGACGCCAACCAUUUCGCACUCGAGGACAGUAUGGCCAAUGGGUUUGCGCUGUGGACCUAUGUUGUCAAUAACGGCCACUACUGGGGCGACUCGUGGAACGGCGAGGACCUCUCCAUUUUUUCCUUGGACGACAAGGCGGUGCCAGCACGCGCCUUUUCGCCCGAGGAGUCGCGGGCAUCCGUCGACACGAACUCGCCGACAUUCUCGAGGGCGCAGUCGACGGACACGCUCAGCGUCAACCCGAGCAACUUGCAAAAGACGAUUUCGGCGGAGCGGAUGAGUUCGAGGCGGAAUGAUGGCGAGGGCGAUGUGGCGGGCCUGCGUGCGGCCGAAGCCUUUAUUCGCCCGACGCCGGUUGCGGUGCACGGCGACAUUUCCUCGUAUGGAUUCGACCUCAAGAACUGCACAUUCAAGCUGGCGCUGUCGGCGCCGAGCUCAACGGCGGAAGACGCGCCGACCGUGUGCUACGUGCCCGAGUUCCACUUCCCGUCGGGCCAGACGAGCGUCGAGGUCAGCGGGGGCAAAUGGACCAUGACGUGCGAGGAGACGAAUGGGGCGCUGCAGCAGAUACUGCGAUGGUGGCAUGCCGAGGGCGACCAGUCGAUCGUGGUCAAGGGCGUGGUGCGGAAGGCGGGGAGCGCGCUGGGCACGGACGAGGAUGAAGGGUACUUGCAGCAGUGCCAGAAGCAGGCGUGCGCUGUCAUGUAGGCGAGGCGAGGCGAGGCGAGGUGCGGUGCAGUGUGGUGCAGUGUGGUGCAGUGUGGUGCAGUGUGGUGCAGUGUGGUGUGGUGUGGUGUGGUGCGUGAAGGAUGGCGAUGCCGGGGCGUGGUGUUGCGGGGGAGGGGCGAGCUGGUCGCUGGCCGCUGGGGGCCAAUGCGCAGUGAUGCAAUGUCAUGCGACGCUCAGGUCACGCACAUGAUCCGAUUCUGCGAAAGCGAAUACGGACGCGGAUGAUUUUUUCUUGUAUAUGGCCAGGUGUUUGGGAGAUGCUGG